This is a messenger RNA of Ochotona curzoniae (black-lipped pika), 2443 nucleotides long. It is a transcript of the gene NACC2, whose product is annotated as NACC family member 2. The transcript is spliced from 5 exons. Gene Ontology annotation, molecular function: DNA-binding transcription factor activity, RNA polymerase II-specific; protein binding; RNA polymerase II cis-regulatory region sequence-specific DNA binding. The record is from RefSeq and is a predicted model, not a curated record. Lineage: Eukaryota; Metazoa; Chordata; Mammalia; Lagomorpha; Ochotonidae. Bases 19 to 1743 code for a protein of 574 amino acids. Gene Ontology annotation, biological process: regulation of transcription by RNA polymerase II.
CACACCCGCCUGCCCACCAUGUCGCAGAUGCUGCACAUUGAGAUCCCCAACUUCGGCAGCACGGUGCUGGGCUGCCUCAACGAGCAGCGGCUGCUGGGCCUGUACUGCGAUGUGUCCAUCGUGGUCAAGGGCCAGGCCUUCAAGGCCCACCGGGCCGUGCUGGCCGCCAGCAGCCUCUACUUCCGCGACCUGUUCAGCGGCAACAGCAAGAGCGCCUUCGAGCUGCCGGGCAGCGUGCCGCCCGGCUGCUUCCAGCAGAUCCUCGCCUUCUGCUACACGGGCAAGCUGACCAUGGCGGCCAGCGAGCAGCUGGUGGUCAUGUACACGGCCGGCUUCCUGCAGAUCCAGCACAUCGUGGAGCGCGGCACCGACCUGCUGUGCAAGGUGAGCUCGCCCCACUGCGACUCGCAGACCGCCGCGGCCGAGGACGCCAGCUCCGAGCCGCAGAGCCCCUGCGCCCAGCUGCAGCCGGCCGCCGCCACCCCCUACAUCGUGUCCCCCUCCGUGCCCAUCCCGCUGCUGACCCGCGUGAAGCACGAAGCCAUGGAGCUGCCCCCGGCCGCCGGCCCGGGCCUGGCCCCCAAGCGCCCGCUGGAGACGGGGCCCCGGGACGGCAUGGUGGUGGCCGCCGGCGCGGCCCCGCUCAAGCUUCCCCGGGUCUCCUACUACGGGGUGCCCAGCCUGGCCACCCUCGUCCCCGGCGUCCAGCAGGCACCCUACUCCCAGGGGGAGCGGACAAGUCCGGGAGCCAGCAGCCUGCCCGCCACCGACAGCCCCACCUCGUACCACAACGAGGAGGACGAGGAGGACGACGAGGUUUACGACGCCAUGGUGGAGGAGCAGUACGGCCAGGUCUACAUCAAGUCCACGGGCAGCUAUGCAGUGCAGGAGAAGCCGGAGCCGGUGCCGCUGGAGAGCCGCUCCUGUGUCCUCAUCCGCCGGGAUCUCGUGGCGCUGCCCGCCAGUCUCAUCAGCCAGAUCGGGUACCGCUGCCACCCCAAGCUCUACUCGGAGGGCGACCCCGGCGAGAAGCUGGAGCUGGUGGUGGGCUCCGGGGUGUACAUCACGCGUGGCCAGCUCAUGAACUGCCACCUGUGUGCUGGCGUGAAGCACAAGGUCCUGCUGCGGAGGCUCCUGGCCACCUUCUUCGACAGGAACACGCUAGCCAACAGCUGUGGCACGGGGAUUCGCUCGUCCACCAGUGACCCGAGCCGCAAGCCGCUGGACAGCCGGGUCCUGAAUGCUGUGAAACUGUACUGUCAGAACUUCGCGCCCAGCUUUAAGGAGAGCGAGAUGAACGUGAUCGCGGCCGACAUGUGCACCAACGCCCGCCGCGUGCGCAAGCGCUGGCUGCCCAAGAUCAAGUCCAUGCUGCCCGAGGGCGUGGAGAUGUACCGCACGGUGAUGGGCGCCUCGGCCGCCGGCGUGCCCCUGGACGCCGAGUUCGCGCCCGCCGCGGCGCAGCUGUUCGAGCAGCGCGUCUACGCCGAGCGGCGCGGGGACGCGGCCACCAUCGUGGCCCUUAGGACUGACGCGGUGAGCGUCGACCUGGGAGCCGCCAACCCCGCCUUGGAGAGCGGCGAGGAGGCCGACGGGGCCGGCUCGGUCAUCCAGGAGGUGGCCGGCCCGGAGCCGCUGCCGGCGGCCGGCCAGAGCCCGCAGCCCUUGGAGCAGGGCGCCAGCCCGGGCAGGCCGCAGACGCCGGCGCGCAGGGCGGAGGGCGCGUACGCGGGGACCUUGUAGGCUGGGCUAGGGCUGCUUGCAUGCGUUACUAAUACAACCCACGUGAUCGCGCACUCACCUACUGACUGCUACUGUUGCCUGAGAAAAUGUGAUUUUACUCUGCUUGUAUUUAAAACGGACGAAGGAGACAAACGCGUUCUUUAUACUGUAAACACUGAGGCCGCCGGCCGCCGCCUGGCCACGCAGCCCCCCGGGGCCCAGUCCCUCCCCACCCCCCACGGGCACCUGGCCCUUCCUGCCGCCCUCGUGGCCCAAGCAGGGGCUGGGGGGACCCCCGUCCACUGCGUUCCUGCCCUGGGAGUGAUGCGGGGCUGGGCUCCUCCUGGGUUUUUUCCCCCCUUUUUUCCUGAGACUUGGGUUAGGUGUGUGUGUGGGUGCUCAGGGCAGGCGUGCCGUGCGGGGCGGAGCGGGGACCCUCCGCGGACGCCCUCCCCGCCCUGGGCUUGGUGGCUGUGCUGUGUCUGCCUGGUGCUUUGGAGCAAGAGCUGAGGGCCUGGAGCAGGUGUCCUGGGGUCCCCUCUGGGAAGCACAGCCCGGAAGUGGGGUGUGGGGGCUCCUGCAGAGUGGGGCAACAGCCCAGGCUGGCCCAGGCUGGAGCAGCCCCUCACACAGGGCCCCUUGCGCCCAUGCCAGCAGGUGGAGCCGCGGGCCCAGGCCAGGCUCCACAUGCAGGUCCAGCUGCAGCUGGCAGCCCAGGGAA